This is a messenger RNA of Carcharodon carcharias (great white shark), 1524 nucleotides long. Its product is annotated as guanine nucleotide-binding protein G(t) subunit alpha. The transcript has 9 exons. The record is from RefSeq and is a predicted model, not a curated record. Bases 1 to 1053 code for a protein of 350 amino acids. Gene Ontology annotation, molecular function: GTPase activity; GTP binding; G-protein beta/gamma-subunit complex binding. Gene Ontology annotation, biological process: adenylate cyclase-modulating G protein-coupled receptor signaling pathway. Lineage: Eukaryota; Metazoa; Chordata; Chondrichthyes; Lamniformes; Lamnidae. Gene Ontology annotation, cellular component: heterotrimeric G-protein complex.
AUGGGAGCAGGAGCCAGCGCAGAAGAGAAACACUCAAGGGACCUAGAGAAGAAGCUGAGAGAAGAUGCUGAGAAAGAUGCAAGAACAGUCAAACUGUUACUGCUGGGUGCUGGAGAAUCUGGCAAGAGCACCAUUGUCAAGCAGAUGAAAAUUAUUCACCAAGAUGGCUACUCCCGUGAGGAGUGCCUUGAGUUCAUCAGCAUCAUCUACAGUAACACCUUGCAGUCCAUGAUGGCUAUUGUCAAGGCAAUGACCACACUGAACAUCGGAUUUGGAGACAGUGCCAGACAGGAUGAUUCUCGCAAACUGAUGCAUCUAGCUGACACUAUCGAAGAAGGGUCUUUGCCAAAGGAGAUGCACGAAAUUAUCAGCCGUCUCUGGAAGGACUCUGGCAUCCAGGCCUGCUACGAUCGAGCCUCGGAGUACCAACUGAACGAUUCUGCUGGCUACUAUCUCAAUGACUUGGAUCGAAUUGUACAGCCAGGCUAUCUCCCCACUGAGCAGGAUGUCCUGCGUUCAAGAGUGAAAACCACUGGCAUCAUUGAGACUCAGUUCGGACUUAAAGAUCUCAACUUUAGAAUGUUUGAUGUGGGCGGUCAGCGUUCCGAACGCAAGAAAUGGAUCCACUGCUUCGAAGGUGUCACCUGUAUCAUCUUCAUUGCGGCGCUUAGCGCCUAUGACAUGGUGCUGGUGGAGGACGAUGAAGUGAACCGUAUGCACGAGAGUCUGCAUCUCUUCAACAGUAUCUGUAAUCAUCGUUACUUCAUCGCAACCUCCAUCGUCCUCUUCCUCAACAAGAAGGAUGUGUUCCAGGAAAAGAUCAAGAAGACCCAUUUGAGCAUCUGUUUCCCAGACUAUGAUGGAAACAACUCGAUGGAAGAUGCUGGAGGGUACAUUAAAGCCCAAUUCCUGGAAUUAAACAUGAGGAGAGACGUGAAGGAGAUUUACUCGCACAUGACCUGUGCUACAGACACAGAGAACGUCAAGUUUGUGUUCGAUGCAGUGACAGACAUCAUCAUCAAGGAAAACUUGAAAGACUGCGGUCUCUUCUAAACCUAUUCCAGCUCUCCGAGGAGCUCUAUGUCACAGUAAUAAAACUACCCAUGAAUUUCAUCCCACAAUGAAUGAAACCAGAGAGAUCCUGAUUCUGAGCCUGCUGAAGACAUUUCCAAUCUGUUUGCUGAAAUUGGCUGUGAUUAAGAUGUGGACAUAAGUGGUUCCAUUAAAAAGACAAUUUGACUUUCCUGUAAUGCUUAGAUCAACCCUGCUGAUUAUCCUCCUGAAGGCAAAGUUGUACUUUUAACCAAAAUUGCUUUCCUACAAUAUAGCCCAACUACUAAACAUCCAUGAUGAUAGAAUUGGAGAAUUGUCUGGGUCUCCUGUCAACUUCGCAAUUGUUUGUAUUGGGUAUAAAUUUACACCGUAGCACUAUUUUCCUGUGUAUUAACACUAGCAAACUAGGGAUUUGUAGUGGGAGCUCUUCUACAAAAUAAACAACUCAAUUUAGUUGAUGUUUAUAGAGAG